Molecule: messenger RNA, 2616 nt
Organism: Linum trigynum
Lineage: Eukaryota; Viridiplantae; Streptophyta; Magnoliopsida; Malpighiales; Linaceae
Source: the annotation of a GenBank genome assembly
CAUCACCACAAAGAGGCCACUUCUCCUUCUUUCUCCCCGCUAAACUACAAUAAUGGCUGCAGCGGCGAAGAAGACGAGAGGAAGGCAAAAGAUCGCCAUGCAAAGGAUCGUGAACAACGACGACCGCAUGGUCACCUUCUCGAAGCGCAGGUCGGGUCUCUACAAGAAGGCCAACGAGCUGGCCACGCUCUGCGGCGCCGACGUGGCGCUCCUCAUCUUCUCCCAGGCCGGUCGGGCCUGCAGCUUCGGCUCGCCGUCCAUCGAACCCGUCGCCCACCGGUUCCUGGACCGGCCCGGCCCGCCCCUUCCCCGGUUCGAGGAGGCUCAGCGGCGUGCGAAGAUCAACGAGUUGUGCCAGCGCCACGACGAGGUCGUGGAGCAGGUGGACGCGCUGAAGGCGCGUCAGGGGGAUCUGAGGAAGGUGAUGACGUGGAGGAAGGCGCGAUUGGAUUGGUGGGAGAUUCCGGUCGGGGAGAUGAACCGGGACCAGCUCCGGGUGAGUGAAUUUCUCUUCGGGGAGGUUGCUGCGGCUCUGGAUGAGAAGGUGAAGGAGAAUAAUUAUAAUAAUAACAAUAACUUCGGGUCGUCGUCGUCGGCGGGGUCUGGUGCUAAUCCGGGUGGCGCCGGCGGAAGCAUUUGAGUGUGACUUUCGAAGGUUUUAUUAAUGUGGCGAACAUUUCAGAAAAUAUACUAAGUUAUCGUUCUUGGUGUACUUUUGAAGAGUUUAAUUGAAUAAGUAGCGUUCACAACUUCACAUAAAAUUUAUAGUUAGCUUUUAUCACAAAAUUGGAAAGUAGUAUAAAUCAAAACAAAUGUCGAACACAAAUGAGGCGUCUAUAAUUUAGGUUACCAAUUCGUGAAGCGCGAGAGGAAGAGCGAGAGCGGGCGAGGAAGAGCGCAAAAGGCAUUUAUUCUCAGAGAAUGAUGUGUUUAGAGUGUCGAUGGAGCGUAUAUCUUAUAUUAUUUUGAUUAAAAUAUUAUUUAAUAUCAUACCAAAAUUUUAAAACAUACUAAAUAAUUAUAAACAGAAAAUUAAAAAGAUACAAGGUACACCUAGGCUAGAAAUGAAAUAGGAAAACUUAAUAAGCCCAAUUAAUAUCAAAGUGAUUAUUAUUAUCAUUUUAUUCAUAAAUGAACUACCUAAAAUUGUUCUUUUUUAUAAAUUUAUUUAUGUUGUAUUUUAUAAUAAAAAAAAUUAUAGGAAGUACAUGCCUCUCCCCCUCCCACUACAACCCACCAAAAUUUUCGCAAAUGAUAUCCUGAUUCUCUCUCAUUUGCUUCCCAAACUUUCCCAACCAUUCGUCUUCAACCAUAGUCCCCUUCCUCCCAAAAAUUUCCAUCCCCCAUAAUUUUUAAGGGUACAAUACAGAAAAUUAUAGUAGCAAUUCGUACAAUCUGUGUAUCAGAAUCCACCUUAAAAUUCUAGUCGAGUCUCUCUACAAAUUCAAUUAUAAGCACUCAAUCCAAUUGACUUAACAAACCUCGUAGAUGGCCCAUAUUCUACUGAGUCAUUUCAUAUAUCGUCGGUAAUUAAUAGAUCAUCUUCUCGUUUGUGAGUUUUAUACGAAUUCCUCCCAAUUCAAGUUUGUGCUCUGGAGCAGGAUCAUCGUCCCUUAUCACAUGAAUUGUGUAACCUAAUUUACAAUAGAGACAAACAAACUAAACAAAAUUCCAAAUGAGCUUCAUUUUGAAUCAUCGUGUUGGUACUUUCCCUCCUAAUGCACUCAUUGGCUAUCCAUACCUCAACUUCAAGAGUUUUCUCCAAAGUCAAAGACCCUAUUUGAGACUCUUUCAAAUCCCAGAAUUUAACCUGUGUCGAUUCACCCAGCGAACCCAAAUGCUUUGUUUGGGAGGAGAUGCAAUUAUAUGGGUGCAUAUUAUAAGGGGUAAGUGGCAUUCUCAAGAUAACUGCACUCGUUUGGUUUGCUAGGAGUUGAUAAAGUAGGGUCAAAUUAACUGUUCUACCUCCCUCCUAAAAUCGGGAUGCAAAGAAGGGAAAAAGUGGAGGUUGAUUAUUUAUAUUAUAUUAGAGGGGAAAUGUAGAAAAAUGGUGGAUUAUCAUAGAGUGGUGGGCCAUGAUGAGUGGGAACCUGAGAAAUGGGUGGGUUUUGAAUAUUUUUUUAUUUGUUUUGUUUUAUUUUAAUUAUAAUAAUUAUUAUAUUAAUAUUUAUAUUUUACCCCUACCAUUUGCACCCCUUACUUUGUCUCCCAAACAACAAUUUGCACCACCAUUUACACCCAUUUACAAUUUGCUCCCCCUAUAAUUUACCUCUCAACUUGCACCCUCUUUGAAUUUGCACCCCUCUCGUUACUAAACAUAGCGAAAAUAAGUGUGCUAGAGGUGUCCAAAUCACAUGUGGCAAUAACAUACAUUCAAUAUUCAAGUCAUGAUAUCCUUUAGGGUCUACCCUUCUCUACAUCCAGAAUGUAACUGAUGGGCCCUUUACAAUGAUAGCCUUGAGCAAUCUCCUAGGUAGGGCUGCAAAUGAUCCGAGUCGAGUUUUACCCCAGCUUGAGCUCGGCUCGUUAAUAAACGAGUCGAGCUCAGCUUGUUUAUUAACGAGCCGAGUCGAGUCGAGUUCGAGCUAACUUGUUUACUAAAAUCUUGACUUUUAU